CCAGGGCCCGGUCACUGCAUCCGGGUCAGCGGCUACUCUGCGACUGCAGCUUCGGCGCUUUGGCGGCGCCGGGCUCGGGUCUCCACCGCCGGCCGAGGGGAGCGGGCUCCGCUCGGCACCCCUUUCUGCGCCCUGGCCGUCAGCCCCACGUCGCCGGCCUGGAGGGGCGAAGGGCACGAGGGGGCCGCGGCGUCCUCCGGGGACCUCAGCUGCCUGGACUGUCAGGAGUUGGAAGUUGACAUUGAGUCCAGACUGAGGAUGGAAGGUGUGGAGCUGAAAGAAGAAUGGCAGGAUGAAGAUUUCCCAAUACCUUUACCAGAAGAUGAUAGCAUUGAAGCAGAUACACUAGGUAUGACUGGACCAGAGAGCCAGCCUGUUCCAGGCUCAUUAGAAGUUAAUGGAAAUAAAGUACGGAAGAAACUAAUGGCCCCAGACAUUAGCCUGACUUUGGAUCCUAGUGAAGGCUCUGUGUUGUCUGAUGAUUUGGAUGAAAGUGGGGAAAUUGACCUUGAUGGCUUAGACACCCCUUCAGAGAAUAGCAAUGAGUUUGAAUGGGAAGAUGAUCUUCCAAAACCUAAAACUACUGAAGUAAUUAGGAAGGGCUCAAUUACUGAAUACACAGCAGCAGAAGAAAAAGAAGAUGGGCGCCGGUGGCGGAUGUUUAGGAUUGGCGAGCAGGACCACAGGGUUGAUAUGAAAGCCAUUGAGCCCUACAAAAAAGUUAUUAGCCACGGAGGCUAUUAUGGGGAUGGUUUAAAUGCUAUUGUUGUAUUUGCUGUCUGUUUUAUGCCUGAAAGUGGUCAGCCUAACUACAGAUACCUGAUGGACAAUCUCUUUAAAUACGUUAUUGGCACUUUGGAACUGUUAGUAGCAGAAAACUACAUGAUAGUUUAUUUAAACGGUGCAACAACUCGAAGAAAAAUGCCCAGUCUGGGAUGGCUCAGGAAGUGCUAUCAACAGAUUGAUAGAAGGUUACGGAAAAACCUGAAGUCUCUCAUCAUUGUCCAUCCCUCUUGGUUUAUCCGGACACUUCUGGCUGUUACAAGACCAUUUAUCAGCUCAAAAUUCAGCCAAAAAAUUAGAUACGUCUUUAAUUUGGCAGAACUAGCGGAACUUGUUCCCAUGGAAUAUGUUGGCAUACCAGAAUGCAUAAAACAGUAUGAAGAAGAAAGGCUUAAAAAGAAACAAAAAAGAGUUGAUCAAGAGCUUAAUGGAAAACAAGAAGAACCAAAAAGUGAGCAGUGAGUUUGGCAUCCAGUCCGAAUAGGACGGAAGAGUGUGCUGGUGAACCGGGGCUCUGAUUUGCGUUCCUAAUGCAUUUAUUGGCUUGUGUUUUUAUGUAAUCUGUUACAAAAUUUACUUGACUCUUUUUCCAAAUGGACUUUUGUACAAGGAACUGUUCACUGCUGUAUGGUUUGCAAAUCUCUUGAAUUUAGCCCUUUAAUGGCUAAAUAUAUAAUCAUUUUAUACUGCUAAAUAGCAGAGAACUACACUUUAUAUAAAGCAAUUUUUGCAUUUGUUUAUUAAAUGAUGCAUCUUCAGUAAAAUAUUUAUAUGCAUAAGUGACAAAAGAAAGAAAUAAUAUAUAUUUUUAUGUUUGGGGCAAUAUUUUUAAUGUAUACCUAUCUUGUGGAAAAAUAUGCAGGUAAAUAAGACCAUGAUUUUGUAAAAUGCAUGUAGACUUUUUGUUUUUGUAAACGGUUGACUACAUUUCCUGGGCAACUUAUAAAACUUAAGUUGCUCUAAAGCAAGGGACAGUUAAACUGAUUGUGAUGAAUACCCAAAGAUCAUGUCCAUAAUUUAAGUAAAUUACUAGUACCGUCUCAAGUUUUUCUCUCACCGUAAUGUACAUUGUUUCUUAAUGCGAAAGUGCAAAUACAGUUGCGCUGUACUUUUUCCUCUUUAAAGACAAGUCAGAAAGCCAUCUUUUUAACUAGAGAUGUUGAGAAGCUAAUAAUUAGGGUUUGUAUGUAUGUAUGUAUAUAUGGAACAUUUUAUCUUCUGACCCAAAGUCAGAACUAUUGAGAGAAAGAAAAGGAAAGAAAGAGAAAGAAAGAAAAGAAGGAAGGAAAGCAAGCUAGCUCACUCUUAAGAUUUGCUCACUCAUGUGAAAUAAGCUGUUUGUCUGGGGUAUUGUCCUCCCCGAACGCAUGAGUGCUGUGUAUCGCUGCAGAGUGAUGAGCGUUUGUUGUCACAUCUUUCUCUGGGGGACACGGGCUGCUUCCGAAGCUGCCCUCACUGUGGGCACUUUACCAGAACACUUCCACAGAAGUUAUUUGGACUCAGUAAUAUCUGCCCUAGGCAGAGAUGGUGUGCUUUCAAGCUCCUGUUGGGUCAUGGUUAAUGAUGCUAUAAAUUAGGUAAUUGUAAGUAUUAGAGCACCAUUCUACUGUGCUAUUUGGGGUGACAUAUUUGAUAUAUGUACGCCCUUUGUUUUGUGUGGCAAGUACCUUUACUGAACAUUGCUAUAAAUUUUAUUUAGGCUUCCAAGCAGGGUUUAAUUUUAUUUAGGCUUCUAAGCAUGGUUUAAUUACCUAAAAAUCUUUCUAAAACAACAAAUCCAGCUAGUAUUGUUAUCAUGUAUUUUCAUGGCAUACCCAUACUUGGUUAACUUAAUGCUCUCUAUAUUUGAAGGCCACCCUACCCAGCCCUUCCCAUAAGCUGUUUACAAGAGUGAUCUAGAGUAGCCAAAUUGAUACCGAUGUGAGCUAAGCUUUGAAGAUUAUUCUCUCCUUUACUGAACACACACAUGACUUCUACCAUUGUCAUUUUUGAGUGUUACAAAAGGGAAUUUUUCUUUUCUUUUUUUUUUUUUUUUUUUUUUUUUUUUUUUUGUCCUCCUUAGUCAUAAACUUGAUCUAACUUAAAACCAGUUCUUGGCAAGCUGGAAGAUUCCCUGAGUGAAACAUUUCCCUGUAGCCUCUUUACUUGGAUCCAGCAGCUCCAGCAGAUCCUGUACCAAUGACAUUAUAGUAGAUUAAGCUAAAACCAUUUUACUUGUGUUGGAGAAGUAAACUCAAGAGUAGCUCCUCCUCAACUUAGGAUGAGGGUUGUGAGGAAAGAUCAUGUUGGGUUCUUGUGCAUAUAGAACAUUUUCAGAAAGUCUCUCAUCUGCCUGUCAGUAUCAUCUCAGAAUGGGCUGAACUUCGUCAACAGUGGUUUUCUACCACAUUAAGUACUUGGCUUUUAAAUUUCAAAAUAUGGACAGUUUCAACUUUUCUAAUAUGCCUACUUUUUGCAAAAUGUUGUUUUUCUAAAUUUGUUGUUGUUUUUCUUUGACAGGGUCUCCCUAGUCCCAGCCCCACCUGGAAGUCAGUAUGUGGACCAGGGUGGCCUCAGUCUCACAGAGAUCACCUGCCUCUACUUCCUGAGGGCUGGAUUAAAGGCUCUCGCCACCACACUCAUCUUUUUUCUAAAUUUUUAAAAAGUAGAGGUAUCCUUUAUUCUAUCGGAACAUUAAAAUUCAGAAGGAGGGGCUAGAGAGAGGGCUCAGUGGUUAAGAGUGCUUGCUGCUCUUCUAGAGGACCCAAGUUCCCUGCACUCAUGUCAGGCAUCUCACACCUGCCCAUAUUUCAGCUCUAGGGGGUCUGACACCCUCUUUUGGCCUCCACAGAAACCUAUACACAUAUGGCACACACAAGAUAAAAAUAAAUCUUUAAAAAUAAUAAAAUGGAAAAGGAACAGUCAGGUGUGGUGACAUAUACCUAGAACCCUAGAGUACUUGUGAGUUUGAGAGAGGAGAGUUGCAAGUUCAAGGCCCACCUGGGCUACAUAGCAAGCCCUUGGCUCAAAAAUCAAGAAAAAAAAAAACUUAAGGACAAUGAUAACACUUGAUUUACAAUGAUAGAUGGUAGAUGAGAGGACACACCUGUUUUAACCUGUACUGGAAUGGAAUCUGGUAUAGGGAAGUGCCUACAGUAAUUGGGAACUGUCUUUGAGCCUUAGAUGGUAACUAGUUGGCUAGAGAAAAAGCAUGAAGUUGAUUUGUUCUUUGUAACAUUUUCCCACAUCAUUGUAUUUUAAUUUCCUUUGCUGAUUGAGGUGAAAGUGCAUAGGAUUGUAAUUUUUUAUCUUUUUGCUGGGUCAUGAAUAAACUAGACAGGUCUAAUUUAUAUUUCUAUUACCCUCUUUGUUACACUUUGGCUCUGAUUGCCCCUUUUGUAUGAAAAGUUUCUCUUACAGUGUAACUUGAUUCUGUGGUCUGUUUAUGUUCCUGAACAAGCUUCAAGGAAAGUCCUAAAUAUCUGCCCUGUAUUUAAGCCUUUAACCCCUGGAGGUGAGAGAGGUAUUAUUUUAAGUAAAGUGUAGCCAGCAUAGAAAAGUGCCUUUUUUUUUUUUGGUCUUUUUGAGACAGGGUCUCUCUGUAGCCCCAGUUGUCCUGGAACUCACUAUGUAGACCAGGCUGGCCUUGAACUCACAGAGAUCCACCUGCCUCUGCCUCCUGAGGGCUAGAAUUAAAGGUGUGCGCCACCACGCCCAGCAAAAGUGCCUCUUUAAAGACUGAAUUCUUACCUAGUUACCCUGGAAUGUGUCCCUCUUAAAGGAAGUACUUUGACAGCUGAUGGUUUGAACUCUUGUAUCAAGCAGGGAAAUAUGGAGCUACGUGUGAUUAAAGAAGCCAUAGAUUGAAGAGGAAAAUGCUGAUAAUUCUUAGAGUGAGAAUCUUAUUUUCCUGUUUCUCCAAGCAGAAGCCAGUCUGAACACAAUGGGUUAGCAGCUAACAAUGUUCCAAUUAAAGAGCUGUUCCAGAGCUGUUCGCCCCUUUCACAGUUGGCAAACUAACAUAGACUUCUAUAAUGAGCAUCACUGUUUAGCUUCACCAUGUUAGAAGGAAGGGGGCUGCUUCAUGGAAUUCUUUUAAAUGACUGUAUAGUAUUACUAUUUCGCUGUUAUGUGAGUGCUCGAAUUUGGAGAAGCAAGUUCAUGUAGAAGUCUGUCUUCCUGAUAAAUUAUCUCUUCACUUGAUAAAUCAGCACUAGAAAUAUAUGUACUAGAACAGGCAGUUUCCUGCUAUGAUUGAUAAAAUUAGAAAGUCAGAGUGGCUUUGACCUUUUUCCCCAUGUUGUAAGUAGAAAAUAGUUGACACUGUUCGGUUGGAUAAGAGGGAGCAAUGCCCUGGAUAGAGGUGGCUGCCCCAUGCUACUUUGGUUUUGUACUUUUUCCCCCUAUUUUACAUAGAUAUUUCAGAAAUGGAUCACAAGCAAAUCUCAGAAGGCUAAAAUAAGAAUCGACAUAUUUACAGGUUUAACACUGUUUUGGUGUUGAAAAGUUUACCUUUCUAGGAAACAGAAAUUGUGUAGUUAGAGUUGCUAGGAGAGUCAAGAACUUCAAUAGUCAACUGAGGGGGCAGUAGGGCUUUGUCACUCAGGUUCUAAGCUAAGACAAAAUGACUAGGGGGGAGCCAUGCACCUUCUGCUCUGCUGCGGCUAAGUAAUGUAGCUUUAAUGGUAACAAACAGCAGAAUGGAAGCAUAAAGAGUAACUCAAAUUUGAAUAGAGCAUUUGCUGCAAUUAUAUACAGUAGGCCUAAUUUCUUGUUUACAGAACUUAAUUUAAAAUUCUUUAAGCCAGGUGUGGUGCCACAUGCCUUUAAUCCCAGCACUGGAGAGGCAGAGGCAGGUGGAUCUCUGUGAGAUCUAAACCAGCCUGGUCUACAUAGCAAGUUCCAGGCCAGCUGGGGCUACAGGGAGGGAGACCCUGACUCAAAAAGACCAGGGGGGGGAAAGCUAUGAAAAACUCAUACACAGCACUUAAAUCAGGCACCAGAUGAAAAUCAAGAGUUUGCAGGCCACGUGAUGGCAGUAUUCUGGAGGCUGAGAUAGGAGGAUUGGAAAUUUGAGGCCAGCCUGGAUUAUUUAGCAAGUUCCAGGACAGCCAGGCCUACAGAGUAAGAGCCCUGUCGCCAUGGAAAAAUAAUAAAAAGUCAAAUUAAUAAAAAAGAUAGUAAGCUCUUUGCUUCGGAUAGCUGCCUGACUUUAUCCUGAAAGACUUCCUAGAAGUUUAAAACUUUUGCAUUUGAAGUUUUUAUGCAUGUGCAUACUCAACUUGACAGAAAGAACUUGGAAAAUAACAUCAGUUACUCUAGUUUUUGUUUACCUACUUCCUAAAAUAGGUCUUUUUAACAGUUGCUUGUUUACUUAUAGAAACCCAACUCGUAAAUAUUGGUAGUGUUCGGGGCUACUGGCUUGCACGGGCCAUGGGGUGUUGCUCACACAGAAUGCAAUUCCGUUCAUCAGAUACUAUUGUACUUUGAUAUGUAUUUCAAAAAUGUUUUCAUUACCACAAGUUCACACGCUGUCAUUUGGACAAAAUUACCUUACAGUGACCAUUUUGUUACUACUACUACAAUGAUGUUGAGGAGCCUAGUACUGUCCUAUCACAGUGAGAAACUCAGUUUUGAUGUCUGUACGUGCAGGAUGUAGAUGUGCUUCCAGUAAGUGAAAUAGUAGAGCUGGUCAUGAUUUGGGAAGGAGAUGUAAUAUUUUCUUUUACUUUAACUACUUAGGAAUACAAUCAUUUGUAUCCUGAUUUGUUGCACUUAUUUUUGCAACAUUAAUGCAUAUUAAUAAAUUAGUUGGAACAUU
Molecule: messenger RNA, 6583 nt
Organism: Nannospalax galili (Upper Galilee mountains blind mole rat)
Lineage: Eukaryota; Metazoa; Chordata; Mammalia; Rodentia; Spalacidae
Gene: Bnip2
Product: BCL2 interacting protein 2
Exons: 11
Coding region: 259-1245 (328 amino acids)
Biological process (GO): apoptotic process
Cellular component (GO): cytoplasm
Source: RefSeq, a predicted model, not a curated record